Rotaria sp. Silwood1 is the source of this 453-nucleotide messenger RNA. Lineage: Eukaryota; Metazoa; Rotifera; Eurotatoria; Philodinida; Philodinidae. The record is from the annotation of a GenBank genome assembly.
AUGGCUUCACUUGGUUUACAUUUAUUAACUUUUAUACUUGGAACGUUAUUUAUUUUUUCGGGUCAUGUAAAAGUAACACCACAAUUUUUUCCUGAACAACAUACACAUAUGAAAAAUGAAUUUGAAAAAUUUAAUCAAGAAUUUCCAUUUUAUCGUCAAACUGGUUGGCGUCCACAUGCACAAAAUUAUCGUCUAACAAUUGGUAUAACUGAAAUAGCUUGUGGACUUUUAUUACUUCUCGGUGUUUCACAAACAUUGGCAAAUCUUAUUUUAUUGAUAGUAAUGACAAAUGCGAUAAUUACAUUUCAAAAAUUAAAUUAUUCCAUCGAGUAUACGGGUACAUUUAUGUUUAUUUCAUUUUUACUUUUAUUACGACUUGGCUUAGCAUCAAGAUCAAAAGUUGAACAAUCAGUUGAAUCAACUAAGGCAAAAAUUAAAAACAAAGCUAAAUAA